UGGGGGUAAGCAGAUAAAGAUCAAAUUUUCAUUUUUGGGUGAACUAUCCCUUUAAGGCAUCUUUACACAGCCAAUUUAUGGCUGCUCUGCGGGUCUGUAUCUGCUCAGAAUUCAGUGUAAAGACGCAAUGCCGCAUUAAAGAAGACCUAAAAUACACCGGGUCUGACCCACCUCAGCCCCUAGUAGUACACUAUGGGUUCAAAUGUACUAUAAGUAGUAUCUAAAUACAUUUUUUAAAUACAGAGAUAGAAUAUUAAAAGCACAUUUAAGUACAUAUUUCAUGUUGUCUCAAAAUGGCACAGUUGAGUACACUUAGAUGUUCUUAAGAUGAUCUUAAGUAGUACUAAAGAAGAAUUUUUAGUAUAUUAAGUACAAAAUUAGUGUGUGAAAAUAGAGCACUUUAAGUACACUAUAGAAAUGUACUUUUUUUCACCUGGGAUGUUUUGUUUAUGUGUUUCACUUACGUUUUGUGUUUGUAUAUUUAUUAAAGUGUUUGAACAUUUGCCACCUUCUUCAUUGAUCUCGUUACACUGGUGCCAAAACCCGGGAGGAAUGAGGCAGGAACCAGUGAAUGUUUAAUACACUUUAAUAAUCAUAAAAUAAACACCCAAAACUAAAGUAAAACCCGCAGCCCCUCACGGACGACAGCCGCACACAAAACAUAAUUAGUCCAGGCCUGGUCCUCUCUCGUCCUUCACGCUGCCUGCAAGAUCAUUGCCUGGUCAGCAAGACAACAAGUCAGCUGCUUAAUGUAGCCUUCGUCUGUUCUUUGUUGUGUGUUAACGUUUCAUGCUGGUAUGUAUCACAGUCUCUAUAUUAUGAUAUCUAGGUGAAAGAGAUAUGUGUUGGGGUUUAUCUGAUUUCUGUGAUGUGAGGUGGCUAGCAGAUGCUCCAUUUAGCCAGUCUGGCUGCUUCUGAAUUUCUCUUCUGUAAAACACUUUGUAAACACUGUUUUUAAAAGGUGCUAUAUAAGUAUAACUUUAUCUACAUAAAAGUUACAACUAUAACUCAAUACAACUGUUGUGUACAUUACAUUUUUCAACAAUCUGUACUUUAUCAGAGUAUUCUGACACAAGGACGCCUCUGCCAAAAGAGUGUCUGCAUGUCUUUAUGUUUGAAUUAGUAAGUUGAUAACUCAUUCCUUCAUUUUAUUUUUAAGUGCCACUCGUAGUCCUCCAGAGUUUAUGGAAUCAUGUAAUGGUUUGUACCGCAGACAGAUAUUUGCGGUAUGGUGUUUGCUGCCACUGUUUUGAGUUGUGUGUGUUUGCAAUGAAUGCUGACCUAGUUGCAUGUAUAGAUCUGUUUUGGUCUUCUCUCUCAAGCAGAGUAUAUCCAUCUUUUGACUUGCGGCCACAAUUUUUUUUUUUUUUAUCUCCCUGGGUCCACAUACUCAUCUCUUUAUCAUUCCCAUCAUUCUGAAUUCUUCUUUAUGAAUGAAGUAGCCUUGAUUCUUCUCUCACUGGAACUUGGCCAUUACGGUCUCUUCUCAGUAGUGACUGCACCACAAAAGCUACUGGUCAGUGCUAUUAAAAGAGUUGGUGGAAAAAUGUUUUGUCAAACGGGAAAAAAGCCAUAUAGAUUUUUGCUUUUGAAAAUCUUAAAAAUAUGCAUUGUCCACACAAUAAGUAUGUUUUGUUUCAACAGCUACAGUGUUCUCUUGUGUAAUAAUGACACAACUAUUGUGACUUGAGUGGCAAAAAGAGAACAUUUGGAUACACACCAGUCAGUGGCUGAGCAUAAAGACAACAUGGCAACUGGGCAGGAACCUGGAAAAAAGGAAAAACAUGGCAACAUUCUUCAGCUGCAACACGAUUGCAAGCAGAGAGAAGACAGUGAGAAAAGAGAAUCGGGAAAAGAACCAUCCCAAUGUGAAGACAAGGAUCAGAUCAAAUUGGAAAACAUCAACAAGCUCUUUAAUAGACUCGAACUCAGUCGUGAAAACUCUUACAAACUGUCAAGAGACUUUCUGCAGGUAACUCCUCCACAACAAAGGCAUGAACCUUGUAAUGAGAAGAAUUUGGUUCAAACAUAUAUACAAGGACUCCUGAUGGCAGAUUACACAGCAAGAUACAUUCCAAUGGAAGAAGAAAAAAGUGAGGUGCUUAAUGCAAAAGGCACCAUGGUUUCUGAUGUGCAAGAGGGUAAUGCCUUUGAAAGCAUUUUCAAGAGGUCUGUGUAUGUUGAUACGAGCAAAGGACAUCCCAUUCACCCAAUGGACAUUCAGAUGGCAGUGUUUCUCUGUGCAGAUAAUUUCCUUCGUCAGCUCAUGGUAACAAAACUCUCACAAUGUCAGUAUGCUCUUCCUCUGCUUGUGCCUAAUAUAUUUACCAAGGAGAUUGAAUUUCCCCUGUGGACCUUCAGGCAAUUUAAGAAAAGCUGGAAGUCCCAUGAAGAAAACAUCAGUAAAAACCAGACAAUCUACAAGGCUGAGACACCUAUGGUUGCCUUUUUUAGAUUUUCAGCAGUUUCUUCAUCCAAAUCUGAAUUAAUGAACAACCUGAUCAAUGAACGGCAUGAAACUUUCUUUCACAGACACUGCCGUGGAAGCAGCAAAUCCCGCCUGCUGAUGGAUGGAGUGGUUGAGAUCGCCUGGUACUGCCCUUCUGGAGAGAAAACUGAUAAAUUCACGGAUUGUGUUGCCUUCUGUAAUCUUCAUGGUGAUGCACAAGCUAAUGACACACAGCUACAAAUAUUGACUGAUAAGUCCUCAGUAAAUGUAGUGCUUUUGCCAAAUCUUGAUAGGAGUGACAAAAGUAUGAAAAUAGUGGAAGAACUUUUCAACGGCUCAAAGCCACUCAUUUGCCUUCUGACUGAAGAUGACUCAGGUGUUUCCAAGAUAAAGCAAGGCAAAUAUACAAUUGGCCUGAAAGAAAGAAAUAGAUCAGAUAUAUCAGAGGAGCUUAGAAGAACCAUCAAUGAGUGCCUCUCAAAACCACUGUCAGUUUUCAAACUUGAGAAUAUGGGUGAACAUUCAGGAAUCAAAGUUGAUGAGAAUGAUGAUGACUGCAGGAGAGGAAAAGAGGCAGCAGAGAAGAUGAUGAGACUACUUGAGACCAAGGAAAUGUCCAAAAUCAAAGAAACAUUUCUGCCUUGUCAGGGAAAACUGUGGCACAACUGGUGUCUAAAGAACAAAGAACUACAUCGACCUCAAGGGAACAACAUUGAAAUGCAUAACAGCCAAAAACAAACAGAAAUGCACAAAAUCCGUGAGCAGCAGAAAAAAAUUGGCCUCAGUGAAUUCUUAAAAUUGUUUAUUGAAAAACAAAAUUCCAUAAAUAGAGCUGAGAAGAUGUAUUCCCUUAAAUGGUUGGGGAUCUUCCUGGACGAAUAUACUUCAAAAGAUCUCUGCAAGCUUCAUCAUGAGUAUUAUGAAACAUGGUCAAAAGUGCUGGAUUUGAAAAAGGAACAUGAUAAAUCUGCGCAACUGACAGAAGAACAGUCACAGCUAGAGAAGCUAUCUGAAAAACUGAAUUUAACAUCAUUUGGCUUGGAGCACAUAUUAAGAGAGAUUGCCCAGAUAUAUGAGUCACACGUAUCUGUGAGAAAGAAUAAAAGAUCUGGAUGUAAACUAGAUUCUCUCCCACAGUUUGCUGCAGAGCUCAUGAUCUGUGGAUACCCACUGGAGCUGAUGGAUGGUGAUGCAGCUCAUGUUCCUCUGAUUUGGGUUCAAGCGGUUCUAGAUGAACUCAUCAGAAUGCUGGGAGACCAAAAAGUCUUUGUGUUGUCAGUUUUGGGGAUUCAGAGCACUGGAAAAUCCACCAUGCUGAAUGCCAUGUUUGGACUUCAGUUUGCUGUAAGUGCUGGGAGGUGUACCAGAGGAGCCUUCAUGCAGCUGAUCAAGGUGUCCGAAGAACUGAAAACCCAGUUAAACUUUGACUACAUCAUUGUUGUCGAUACUGAGGGACUUCAUGCUCUAGAGUUGGCUGGCAGGUCAACAAGACAUCAUGAUAAUGAAAUGGCAACAUUUGUAGUCGGUCUUGGAAGCAUGACUUUGAUCAACAUCUUUGGUGAGAAUCCAGCUGAGAUGCAGGACAUUCUUCAGAUUGUUGUUCAGGCCUUCUUGAGGAUGAAGAAGGUGCGACUGAAUCCCAGCUGCAUGUUUGUGCAUCAGAAUGUUGGAGACAUCACAGCGGGCGAGAAGAACAUGGUAGGGAAAAGGCGCUUACAGGAGAAACUAGAUGAGAUGACUCAACUAGCUGCUAAAGAAGAGGUCUGUGGUGCAGAAUGUUUCAGUGACGUCAUUGGAUUUGAUAUAAAGACUGAUGUGAGGUACUUUGCCCAACUCUGGGAAGGCAGCCCACCAAUGGCUCCACCCAAUCCAGGUUACAGUGAAAAUGUGCAGGAGCUUAAGAACACAAUCCUAUCCCGUGCCUCACAAUAUAAUUGUGUGACACUGGCACAAUUCAAAGAUCGUAUUGGAGACCUCUGGAACGCUCUUCUGAAUGAAAACUUUGUUUUCAGUUUUAAGAAUACUUUGGAAAUUGCAACAUACAGAAAAUUAGAAGAGGAGUAUGCAAAGUGGACCUGGAGUCUCAGAAGUGCCAUGCUGGAGAUUGAAGACAAAUUGCACAACAGAAUCAAUAACAAGCAACUACAUAAAGUUGAGAGUAGAGACUUGGAAAAGGAGAUGGCAGAGACCAAUGAAGAGGUGAAACAGUCCAUGAAGCUUUACUUUGAAGAACACAAAGAAAAGGAGAUGCUGAUUCAGUGGAAAUUGAAAUUUCAAGAGAAAAUCAACCACCUUCAUUGGGAGCUUGUAAGAGAUGCAAAAAGAAAACUAGAGAACAUUAUCUAUCAAAAGAAAGCUCUCACCAAACUGGAUGGAGAGAAAACUCUGCUUGAGCGAAAACUCCUUGAGAAAAGCAAAGAGUUUGCAUUCAGGCUCAAACAAAAAGGUCUUGAGGAGAAUGAGCUGAAGGCACAAUUUGAUAUAGUGUGGGAAAAGUGGGUCUCUGAGUUGGCAGGGAAUGUUCAACCUUUUGAAGAACUUAACGUAGUUAGUGACAUAAUUACAAUAAUAUCUGAAAUUCAUGAAAAAGCGCUUGUGCUUGACAGAUUAAAUAAAUUUGAACGCAUACAUCAAAUCACUGAUUUCACUACAUAUGUAAAUCUCAUCGGAAAAUUCUGGAAAAACAGACUGUUUGGCCUUCCACCAGAAGAACAAGAGUCAAUACAACAAUUGGUGUACACUAUUGGUCGUGAAACUGUGAACCAGGUGAAGUCAAAAUCAGUUGCAAACACAGGCUACAACCCAAGCUACAUUCAAGAAAUUGCACAACUUGUAAAAAUGAAUGUAGGAAACCACAAGUGCAAAAAAGCACAGUAUGAAUUCAAGAAAGAGUUCACAGUUGAUCUGACGAUCAGUGCAUGUAAGUGGGCAGGUGACAAGUUUGCAGUGCUUCAUCAGGUGUUCAGAAACAACAAUGAUCCUUCGAUUUAUUUAGAGAGAAAGAAACCAGAAUACUUCAGUGUGUUCCAGGGAUUCUGCAAAGGAGCAAAAUCUGCUGCAAUUUUUGGAGCCUUGAUUUGUAGUGAGCUGAAAAACCCGAUACUCCAGAGUGCCUACAACAAGGCUGCAAAUGAUCUUGCUGGAGAGAUGCGGACAAAUAUUCCAGCAUUCAAAGGCAACAGGUCAAACCUAGAGAAACACAUUCUGAAAGCACUAGCAGAGGAGGAGGACUUUCAAAAGUUCAUUCAGUACAUACAUUUACCAAGGAGCCACUUUGAAGAUUUUAUCAAAGCUGAAGUGAAAGCAUAUAUAACAGGGGAGAACUCCUCAGCUCUUGCAAUGAUUAAUGGGAACAUCAAGAACAAGGGGCAAUGCGUCAUCACGGCUGCUGAAAAAGCAACAUCUGAAGUCUCAAUGAAACAUGGAGAUGCCAAUAUGUGGCUGGAGAUAUUCUCAGACUGUCUGAAAGACGAGCUUGAAUACAGUAAAGAACAUCUCACUGGUAUCUGCUGUGAGGACAUCACUAACUUUGAACUUCUAAAUGAGGUUGUGAAAGAAGAACUUCAGCCCAUCACAGAAGAGUCAAACAAAUACUUAAAAAAGCCCUCUGAUAUUGAAAUGAAAAUGUUCAGAGAACCACCAGAUGACAUUUUGAUUGAACACUUCUGCCAAUGCUGCUGGGUUCAGUGUCCCUUCUGUGGUGUCGUCUGUGUUAACACAAUGGAGGACCAUCUUGGAGAUCACAUUGCUCCCUUCCAUCGUAACUGUGGGAUGAGAGGGAUGAUUUACAGAGGUACAGAUAAUCUUUGCUUGGAAUUCUGCACAUCUUCAGUGGCAAGUGACAGCCAAUCCUUUUACCCAACAUCUGACUCGGAUGAGACAGUUUUAUGGAAGGAGUAUAGAACAGCAGGUCCCGAUUUUGAGAAAUGGAGCAUCACGCCUGAUGUCUCACAGCUGCCAUUCUGGAAGUGGUUUGUGUGUCGAUUUAAGAAUGAUUUAGAAAAGCAUUAUAACAAAACUUUCAGUGGUUAUGGUGAGAUUCCAAAAGAAUGGAGUUCAUUCACAAAAAAGCAAGCUUUGGAGAGUUUGGAGAAAUACCUGUAAGUUUAAUUGAUGCCUUAAAUUUUUAAAGUGGAACCAAUAGAGUUUAUUUCCAAUAAGCUGUUGUUCUCACCACUUUCUAAAGGCCUUUUUAUGAAAGAUGUCAUUAUAAAUAAAUUUAUGUCAGAUUUUUUAUUAUUUUAUAUAGAAAUUAUCAUGUGUACCAUUGGUUUUCUUUGAUGUUCAGGGUUUUUGAUUGGUAUUUGGUUUUAAUUACAUAAUUUGUAAAAACGUUUUUAAGUCUACUUUUUGUGACUGAAGUUUUUAGUAACAUUGUUAAAUUUACCAUCAUAUUCUUAGGAUUCCAAUACAAUUAUACUGUACUUUUUACAAAAAUAAUUUUAAUAAAACUUUAUUUCCCUUGA
Messenger RNA from Megalobrama amblycephala (Wuchang bream), 6915 nucleotides. Its product is annotated as interferon-induced very large GTPase 1. Lineage: Eukaryota; Metazoa; Chordata; Actinopteri; Cypriniformes; Xenocyprididae. The record is from RefSeq and is a predicted model, not a curated record. Gene Ontology annotation, molecular function: GTP binding. The transcript has 4 exons. Bases 1748 to 6553 code for a protein of 1601 amino acids.